Messenger RNA from Lobosporangium transversale, 1431 nucleotides. Its product is annotated as MAS20 protein import receptor-domain-containing protein. NCBI's taxonomy places the organism in Eukaryota, Fungi, Mortierellomycota, Mortierellomycetes, Mortierellales, Mortierellaceae. Gene Ontology annotation, cellular component: mitochondrial outer membrane; mitochondrial outer membrane translocase complex. Gene Ontology annotation, molecular function: protein binding; transmembrane protein transporter activity. The record is from RefSeq and is a predicted model, not a curated record. The transcript has 5 exons. Gene Ontology annotation, biological process: tRNA import into mitochondrion; protein import into mitochondrial matrix; protein targeting. The coding region runs from base 1 to 1431 and encodes 476 amino acids.
AUGAAGACGUCAACCAUUGUUGCAGCCACGGUUGGCGUAUUAACUGUUGCCACUAUUGGCUAUGCUAUAUAUUUCGAUGCCAAGAGACGGAACGAUCCUGAGUUCAGGCGCAAACUGAAGAAGGAGCGUAAACGUGCACAGAAGCUUGCUCUGGAGGAGGCUAAGAAGCUGUCAAACAGAAGUGCACAAACUGUCGAAGAGGCAUUGGCCAGUAUCAAGGAUGAGGAUUUCCCAACUUCUAUGGAGGAACGUGAGAAAUUCUGCAUGGAGCAGCUCUCGGCUGGAGAAGCGCUCUUCACCCGAGGCCCACAAAAUUAUGCACAAGCGGCAAUAUGUUUCUAUAAGGCUUUGAAGGUCUACCCCGCCCCUGCAGAAUUAGUGAUGGUAUAUCAAAAAACUAUCCCAUCUGAAGUCUUCACUCUUGUGAUGGGCAUGCUUAGUAAGGAUGUUCAAAGUAAACAAGAGAAGUACUACACUGUCUUCCCUCCAGAGGACAUGAAUGUCAAGGUUGAUGAGAAGCCUGAAGGUGUUACAGCGGAUGGCCAAAAGGUGACGCGACGUGGCCUAGUAGUGACCAAGGCUUUUACUGCAGGACAGGCGAUCUAUUCUGAAGUGCCUGUGAUCAACUCUUUGGAGCCAUCAUUGGAGGGUAGCUUUUGUCAUUACUGUCUGAAAGAAAUUGUCCAGGAGUCGGCCGUACCUUGUUCCAAAUGCAGUCAGGUUGUAUUUUGCUCUCAGGAUUGCAAAGAUGCGGCAUCACAGGAAUUUCAUAACAUUUUGUGCACUAAGAACUCUGAGGAUGCAGACAGUCCAGAGCGAUCUUUGUAUGAGUACACCAAAACAACCAGGAAUCUGGUACCAGAAAUGCUCGCCAAAUUCUUGGUUAAAAUGGUGCAUGAGGAAUCCAUGAACAGUGGAGCAGAGUACAACUCGUUCGAUCACAUGGAGAGGCUUCGAUACUUGGAAAUUCCUCCUUCUGAUGAGGAAGAAAAGGAGAUGGAGCUUCUAAAGGUGGCACUUGGAUCAAAUAUUCCUGGUAUCGACGAAUUCAUUACUGCGGAGCGUUAUUUGCUCAUGAAGGGAAGGUUGCUUUAUAAUCUUUACGGCAUCUCAACUUCUCUCGAUACCGACCGCACGAUCAAGUAUUUGCCUGAGAGGCAGCGCAGUAUACGUGAUGCUCCUAUUACUGGAUCGGGACUCUACCGAGUAAGCUCAUACCUGAUGCACUCGUGUGAACCUAACACCAAGAUUGUAUUCUCAGAUCAUGACCACAAACUCACAAUUGUGGCGACGAGAGACAUUCAGGCUGGAGAUGAGCUCUUUGUUGGAUAUAUCAAGAAUGGCAAACUUUCGACUGAGCAGCGUCGCCUAGAGUUAUUCACCAAGUACCGCCUGCAAUGCAUGUGCCCCCUCUGUGAGACCACUGACUAA